UCCGGGCAAGUAAUAAUAAUAGAUUAACUUGUUGGUAUAAAAAAUCUGGUAAAAUACCAAAGGGUAAAUACGUAACUGAAACCCCAAAACCAAAACUAACGAGAGAGAAAAAGAAAAAAAAAAAAAAAAAAACUGAAAUUCAACCAUUCGUCAAGGUUUAGUUCUCCUCCACGCGAUCGAUUCUCCGAUUCCGAAUCCAAGUCUCCGUCGGAAAUCUACCCGGCGAUUCGAUUUAGCGAAGUCUCUGCUUCGAUUUUCCAUCUGAUCGAUGAACUUAUCAAAGCGUCUGGCUCUGUUAGGAGCUCAAUCCGCGUUUUCCAUAGCUAAACCUCGAGGUUUCGGCUCCUCUUACGGCGGCUUCACUGAUCGUCGUCCGUUCCAGUACCGCCAAAUCUCGGAGCUUGUUAAAGGCAAUGGCAAGCGUGCUUUUCUCGUCGAUACAUUGGCUCUGGUGAGGAGUCUUGAAGCUCAAGGUGUUCCAUCUAAACAAGCCGAGGCGAUUACUUCUGCCAUCACCGAGGUGUUGAAUGAUAGCUUGGAAAAUGUCUCUGAGUCUUUUGUUUCAAAGGCAGAGAUGCAGAAGAUUGAAAUGCUUCAAGAUUCAAAUCUGUCAAAAUUUAAAUCUGAAGUAAAAAGUUCCCAGGAGCAUCAUUUUACGGUUUUGCAACGCGAAACAGAAAAAUUACGAGGUGACAUAGACAAGAUGCGAAGCGAGCUUAGGUAUGAAAUUGAUAAGGUCACAGCUGGACAACGCUUGGAUUUGAAUCUUGAAAGAGGUCGAAUACGUGAUGAGCUAGCUAAUCAAAACUCUGAAACAACAAACCUCACAAACAAGCUUGACAGGGAAAUUCAUGCACUGAGAGCUCAAUUAGAAGCUUCAAAAUACGAGGUGAUCAAAUACUGCAUAGGUACACUUGUCUCGAUUUCAGCAGUUGGCCUUGCUCUUCUUCGCAUCUUGGUAUAGUAGAAACCAACAGCACCUUUUAUGAUUUUAGACUAAAUUGGUGUAACUUCUCAUUUUUUACUUGAAAUCCAAGAUGUCAUAUUCUUUUUUUUCUCCAUUUUCUGGCUAUGAUCAAGAUCAACCAAGGAUCGUUGGUUUCUAUUUUUAAUUUUUAACUGCUGGAUGAUAUGUCAGAAAAAGUUUCAAGAAAAACUUAUCCAAGUCUAUUUUCUCGUGGAUAAA
This is a messenger RNA of Thlaspi arvense, 1186 nucleotides long. The record is from the annotation of a GenBank genome assembly. NCBI's taxonomy places the organism in Eukaryota, Viridiplantae, Streptophyta, Magnoliopsida, Brassicales, Brassicaceae.